AUGCGCUGCUUCCGUGCGACGGAGGCGGACUUGGCUCCAGUGCACGGCGGCCGCACGGGCCAUGAUACGACGCGGGGAGACGGGACGGCCCUAAACCAUGUCGAGGAUAAGUACGGGCGCGGUCGCGACGCGGGCGUGCUCACCUUGCCCCAUCCCUCGUCCCAUCCCUCGUACCCAUACCUCCUGUCUGUGCCCGCGAAGGGUUGCACGAUGUUCGCGACGUCCAUGCAAGAGACCUCCGUGAGCCGCCGUGCGCAAGCGUCAAACACGCCGCCGAACAGCGAAACUUGUAUUGCAGGGGCAGGAUCAUCGAGGCGCGUGAUUUCCGCGCGGCCAUGUCCGCGCUAUCGCCUUCCCCGGGCCGCCCAGACCAAACACCGUUCGUCGUGGACGUGUGCGCCUGCUGCCGCAAACCCGCGGUGCAGGUGGCCACGAGCGAUGAGUAGCACGCGUGAUCGCGCCGCGAAUACGAGCACAUCGCGCGGCGCCGAGGCGUGCCCUCGCAUCCGCGUCGCGUCGACCGUGUGCCAUACGACCACUCAAAGCCUCGAGCGCGAAGGCCCUUCGCAUCCGCGUCCUCUGCCGCUGGGAACCAUCGUGAGCGGGUGCUUCAUCUACGAAUGCGCGCAGGCCACUCACAACGACAGUCCAGCUGCUCUGUUUGCCGCCGCCACUCACCCCGCACGACAUACGAAGCCCGAUGUGGGCGACCUCGAACCUGCUAUUCACCACGCCGUCGCGGGCAACACCGCCGUCCUCGCCACCCACGAGCACACCACGGUCGAAGAGAUGGGCUACGCAGGCACCGUCUGGGGCGCCAGGACGGUGUCGCGGAGGGGACUCUAA
Molecule: messenger RNA, 846 nt
Organism: Trametes versicolor FP-101664 SS1
Lineage: Eukaryota; Fungi; Basidiomycota; Agaricomycetes; Polyporales; Polyporaceae
Exons: 5
Coding region: 1-846 (281 amino acids)
Source: RefSeq, a predicted model, not a curated record